Penicillium bovifimosum is the source of this 3141-nucleotide messenger RNA. RefSeq lists its product as uncharacterized. Gene Ontology annotation, molecular function: DNA-binding transcription factor activity, RNA polymerase II-specific; transcription cis-regulatory region binding; zinc ion binding. Bases 1 to 3141 code for a protein of 1046 amino acids. The record is from RefSeq and is a predicted model, not a curated record. The transcript is spliced from 4 exons. Gene Ontology annotation, cellular component: nucleus. Gene Ontology annotation, biological process: positive regulation of transcription by RNA polymerase II. Lineage: Eukaryota; Fungi; Ascomycota; Eurotiomycetes; Eurotiales; Aspergillaceae.
AUGGCUGAAGACCUUCAAGAACAGCUGGACCUUCCAGCGGAUCCCGCUCUUGGCGGCCUUGCGGAGGCCUCAGCCGCGCGGUCAUCAGGUACCCGCAGAAACCCGAAGAAACGGACUAAGACCGGCUGCUUGACUUGUCGAAAACGUCGAAUCAAGUGCGGAGAGGAGAAGCCCAUAUGCACCAACUGCGUCAAAUCCAAGCGAGUCUGCGAGGGAUAUGCCCAACGAGUCGUGUUCAAGAACCCCAUAGGUAUAUUUGGAUCAUUCCACAAUGGUCCUGGUCAUGAUCUACAGAUGCCGAUGGAGCAACAACAUAUGAGGGUGCCAAUGUACAACGACUACAGCUCUCAUGUUCUCCCACAACAAGCGGCAGCCGCUUCGCAGCACCCAAUGCUCGCCCCGCGACCUAUUGAUCCAGCGACUGUGGGUUAUCAGCCAUUUUCGUCACAGUUUUCUUCCUCGAAACAUGCCCAGCCGGUCAAUGUGCCUCCUUUUCACUAUCCAGCAGCUUCCUCACAACCGCCACCCCAUAUAUGGCAGCCAAUGGCUCAAGCGGAGAGCACAUCGAUUCCGCCGAACACGACUAAUUACUCACAAACACAGCAGCCAGUUCAGUAUCAGACAAGGACUCCACCUAGGCCACAGGCAAAUGCUCAGACCAGACCGCAGGUCACCAGUCCAAUGGGACAGACUGCCGAAGAAUACGCCUCCAAUCUUUCCUCACUGUCAUCUGACUCAUCUCUCAAUCCGAUGUCGAUGUCGAUGACUAGGCCGCUUGACAUCAAUCCAGUCCCUCGGGUGGCCCAGCCUCUACCGAUGAUAUAUCAUUAUCAGCCGCCGCCAAGGCAGUUACCGCAGCAAUCACGAUCUCAUGAAGAGUUUAUACCUCACCGGCUACCCCAUCAGUCACAAGUGGUAUAUAUGGAAGAUGAAAGCGAGGACUAUUAUGACGUGGACUCGGACGACGAGAUGGGUGGUCAAUCGCAGGUCGAAGGCUUCAAUCAGUUGAGCCUCAUCAUGACCUCUGCCAACCGUGACGAGCGACAACUACGUUCCUUCACGACCUAUUUGAACGAGCCUAAUGUUCUCGCCUCAUAUCGUCCUACGCUUGGUUCUUCGCCCCUUAACAACCCCAAGACCGCUCGCAUCUUUGCUCACUUCAUUCACUCGACUGGUCCCUCCUUGUCUAUAUUUGAACGACAUCCUACUGACUCCUCGAUUGUUCUUGGAGAGCCUGUCCCAGCGGCGCAACAAGGUUUAUGGGUCUAUACGCUUGCUCUCAAGGCUUUGGAGCAUCCGGCCCUGCUCCAAGCAAUACUGGCUGUGAGUAGUUUACAUAUCGCAUACCUCCAAGGAGUCCCCACGACUGUGUCUCUAAAGCACUACCACUAUGCAUUGAAACGAGUUAGUACCGCAGUUGGUCUGCCACUCCGACGCAAGCAAGUCGGAACUUUGGCGGCCACUCUUUUACUGGGCUACUACGAAGUCAUAUCCGCCGACCACUCAAAGUGGAAUAACCAUGUGGCCGGGUCUGGGCAUCUGAUCCGAGAAAUCGAUUUUGCCAGAACUACCAGAGAUCUUCGGGCCUAUCGGCGUCGAACUAAUGAGAAGCGGCAGCAGUCAGACUGGUCAAAUACCUGGUGGGGCAUACCCGACUCUGUCUCCGAGGAUGAUCCCUUUGCUGAAAAAGAGGGCACCGUCGACAAAGAUCUUAUAGGCGCCAUAAUGGGAAGCGCUGUCAACUAUGAUCAUUUUGGAGGCAUCGAUGAGGAAUCCACAACGCCUCCCAAAAGGCAUUUCACCCGCAAAGACAUUGAGGUGUUCCGGAUUCAGUGCGAUCUGUAUUGGUGGUACGCAAAGCAAGAUGCGCUUCAGAGCUUCAUCGGCGGAAACAACCUAUUAAUGCCUUACUCUCAAUGGGGUCAAUGCCCGCCCCGAGCGGGCAUCGGCCGAUUAGACGCCAUCUAUGGCUCUGCGGACCAUUUGUGGAUUCUGCUCGCUCGAGUGACAGAUUUCGGAUUCCGUGAUCGCAAGCGGAAGUUGAAAACCCUGAAGUCAGCCGGGAUGGAUUGGAGGCCAGGCCCUGAGAUGUUCCAGUUCAUGGGUCGGUUCGCUGGCGGUCCUCCCGGCCAAAGACCUGGACCCCCUGGUGCUUUCUCGGGCCCGCCUAAUCCUAAAGGUCCGCCUAUGGCGAAGCCUACUGGGCCAUCUGCAAAAGCCGGACCGGCAUCGGCUGACAGUCCUCCAAUGUACGGAAUGAUACCACCCCAACCGCCUGCACGCCUUCCCACUGGAUUCCAGGAUACGCCGUCCGAGCCGCGCUCAUCGCCAGAGCAGGAUGACGCGGCCCAGGAGAUGAAUUACAAGGAAGCCGAGCAAGAAUGGGAAGAAAUCCUGGUCGCCAUUGACCUCUUUGCUCAUGCGCUUGGACGGGAUUUCCAGCCUCUGCCGGCAGAUGUCGCGCCCCCGAUCUCAACUCCAUUUGGUCCCGCCCUCCAAUAUCGUACACACACCAUCGCCGUGAUUUGGGGCUAUUACUAUGCCAUCCGCCUUCUGCUGAACCGGCUCCAUCCCUGCAUGCCCCCCGCCAUUAUGAUGGCUGCCGGUGUAGCUGCGCCUAUAACGGCUGGAUAUGCACAAACCAUUGGGAAGAUCAUGGCGGGCAUCUACUACCCACAACGCUUUAAUCUCGAAGCGGGGAGUCUCAACCCAAAUCUGGGUUCUUCGCUGACUGACAUGACUGUACCGAUCUUCUUCGCCGCUAUACAAUACACGGAUACUACGCAGCGAGCUUGGACCAUUUCGAAACUCCGUGAGAUCUCCCGACUGACGGGGUGGAAGAGUGCAGACGCUAUUGCCGGUGGCUGUGAGUCAGCGUGGGUUACGGCUGCAGCGCAAGGUCGUGGACCGCCCUAUCAGCGGUCAUUUGAGACGGACCGAGCACGACAAAAGGAACGAGGGGAAGAUGUAAGCAUCCUUCUUGGCCAUCUUGGUCUGUUAACAUUCCAUAUACUAAUGACUGCGCCACAGACUGAGGCUGUGCUGGAGGUGGACGAUCGUCGUUUUGUGAGGGUCAAUCCAGAUCGGGCGCAUUGGGCUAUGGGGAUCUUAGAAGAGGACAUUGAAAAUUUGGAGAUCUAG